Molecule: messenger RNA, 1324 nt
Organism: Polyodon spathula (Mississippi paddlefish)
Lineage: Eukaryota; Metazoa; Chordata; Actinopteri; Acipenseriformes; Polyodontidae
Product: uridine-cytidine kinase 2-A-like
Exons: 7
Coding region: 359-1147 (262 amino acids)
Cellular component (GO): cytosol; cytoplasm
Molecular function (GO): ATP binding; kinase activity
Source: RefSeq, a predicted model, not a curated record
AUAGAGACAGUUAAGCGAGAACUGCUGCUGCUGAUUUUGAAUCUGACACACCGGUGAAUAAAGUAGGACGGCAGGAGCAGGGACGUUGGCUUGUUGUGGGGGCGGAAUCCAGCGAUAACACAUCAGUAUCAUUUCUAGAUAGAUAGAGGCCACAAUGUGUGUAUGGCGUUGCUUGUGUUAGAAGCGCCUGUUGGAAUGCAUCCAGGCUCCAGCACAUCACCACACACCGGGUGAGGGAAGGCGAGAGAGUGAUUGCAUCGAGGAGGAGGAGGAGGAGGAGGAGGAGCAGCAGCAGCAGCAGCAGCAGCAGCUCCACGGCAAAACCCCCUCCGAGCGAUUCACCUUACCCAGAGCAAGCAUGGCAGGCGACAGCGAGCGGCGGCUGGAAGAGCAUGCCCAGAAUGACCACGCAAACAGGCAGCCGUUCCUCAUCGGAGUCGCAGGAGGCACUGCUAGCGGCAAGUCGUCGGUGUGUGGGAAGAUCAUGGAGCUGCUGGGUCAGAAUGAGAUUGACCACCACCAGAGACAGGUGGCUAUCCUGAGCCAGGACAGCUUCUACAGGGUGCUGACCGCAGAGCAGAAGGCCAAGGCUCUCAAGGGCCAGUUCAACUUCGACCACCCAGAUGCUUUUGACAACGAGUUGAUUCUGAAGACCCUCCGAGAAAUUGUGGAGGGGAAAACCGUUCAGAUCCCAGUGUAUGACUUCGUCACCCAUUCCAGGAAGGAGGAGACGGUGACGGUGUACCCAGCUGAUGUGGUUCUGUUCGAGGGGAUCCUGAUGUUUUACUCCCAGGAGAUCCGGGACCUGUUUCAGAUGAAGCUCUUUGUAGACACUGACGCAGACACCCGGCUUUCCAGGAGAGUGCUCAGAGACAUCAGCGAGCGCGCCAGAGAUCUGGAGCAGGUCCUCACUCAGUACAUCACCUUCGUCAAGCCUGCCUUCGAGGAGUUCUGUUUGCCAACAAAGAAGUACGCGGAUGUCAUAAUCCCACGAGGUGCUGAUAACCUUGUCGCCAUAAACUUGAUCGUGCAGCACAUCCAGGACAUUUUGAACGGGGGGCUGACGAAACGACAGAACGGCUGUUUAAACAGCUACAGCACCCCCCUGAAGAGACAGCCAUCGGAGUCCAGCAGCCGGCCGCACUGACCCCGCCCCCUUCCUGGAAUGAGAGACGAGGGAAGUGUUUCAUAUGUACUGCCAGUCAGCCGCACUGUAUUUAAUGAGAAAACAAAGCCAACCCACAGCAAUGCCUUUUAUUUGUACUACAAACUUCAUGCUUAAAGUCCUCAUUCAGGGACAGCUGCAGGUCAUUGGGUGAAGUUU